AGACAUAUUAAUGAAACUUGUUCUACAGCUUACAAAAAGAAACCUUUGUGUCAGUUUAAUGGCAGCUUCGUAUUAGAAAUUUAGUUCGUGAUCAAUAUGUUUGUGAGAUUUCCGGUUAUCGUUUUAUUAUUACUUCAUUCAAAAAUGGGUAAAUCAAAUCGAUCGGUGUGUGUAACAGAUGGAUGUAUACGGACUGCUCAGAGAAUACUGGACCACAUGGACCCCUCUGUCAGACCGUGCGAUGACUUCUACAGAUUUGCUUGUGGUAAAUUCCUUCGCACCGCAGUGAUACAAGAUGAUAAGGUAGAAAACGGUGUGUUUGUUCAAGUUGACGAUGCAUUAAGUAAACUAUUGAAGAAUAUGCUCCUCGAGAAUUCGUCACCCACUGAGCCACAUCCUUAUAAAUCAAUGAAACAGUUGUUUUCUAUCUGUUUGGACGAAAAAAAGAUUAAUGACAGAGGCGUCAGUCACGCUGUCUCAAGACUCCAGGCUGCUGGAGGAUGGCCUGUGCUGGGUAACUGGAGUGAGAUCGGCUGGAACUUCCAGGACACUGAAAUAAAACUGAGAAAUCUCUUAAUCGGUGGUGGCAGCCUCUUUAGCAUCUCCGUAAUUGUGGAUUUAAAAAACACUAGCAGACAUGUCAUAGGGGUUGACCAGGGUGAAUUAGGACUUGCGCGAGAGAUUUUAAUCAAAGGGCUAAGUGAUCCUUUAGUCCAAACCUACUAUAGCUACAUGGUAGACAUUGCAGUGAUGUACGGAGCAGAAAGACGAUUUGCUGAAGUGAAACUAAACGAAAGUUUGUUGUUCGAGAUUGAGCUAGCAAAGAUAACAACACCAAAGGAAGGAAGGAGGAACCCUAACCGCAUGUAUAAUCCAUACGAAUUGCAAAAUCUAAUGGAAGAUAUACGUUGGAUCAACUGGAAGGCACUUCUAAAAGGUAUAAUGCCGGCAUCUGUAUCUCCAAGGGAAAACGAAAUUAUUAUCGUCAAAGAAGUUGACUACUUAAAGAAACUAGAGAAGCUACUACAAAAACAUUCAAAUGAAGCAAUAGCCAACUACAUGAUGUGGAAAGCAGCUAAUGGAAUGGUUUCCAUGCUAACCAAUCAGAUGCGAGAGAGACAGAUAAAGUAUCUUAACGUUGUUUAUGGAUUGGCUACGAGAGAGCCCCGUUGGAAAGAGUGUAUCGGUACGGCCUCCAGUCUUACACUGGCUCUGUCAUCGAUUUAUGUGAAGAAAUACUUUGAUGAGGCCUCCAAAAAUGUGGCUUUGGAUAUGAUCAGUAUAAUACGUGAUGAGGUUAUCCAAGACAUUGAUGAACUGGACUGGAUGGAUGAACAGACUAAAAAAAAAGCUAAGUACAAGGUUUCCCGUAUGGUUCCACACGUUGGGUAUCCCGAUGAACUAACGAAUACUAAAAAAAUUGAAGAUUUCUAUGAAGGACUGACCAUUAACAACGAUAAUUACUUUGAGGCUCUGAUGGAUUUGGCUCGUUGGCAGCAUGAGUACAAGUACCGCCUACUGCGAGAGGACGUGAACAAGACAGACUGGAGGACUCACGGUUCUGUUACUGACAUCAACGCAUUUUACAAUCACGUGGAGAAUUCCAUCCAAUUUCCUGCUGGUAUCCUUCAACAUCCAUUCUUCAGCGCUCAAGUGCCUGAGUAUGUGAACUACGCCAGGAUAGGUUUUAUAAUCGGCCACGAGAUUACACAUGGCUUUGAUGAUAAGGGGAGCCGCUUUGACUUCAGAGGUAAUCUUAAAGAGUGGUGGGAUAAGGAGAGCAAGGAGAAAUUCUCAAAGAAGAAGAAGUGUAUAAUAGACCAGUACAGCAACUUUAAAGACAAUCAGACUCAACUAAACUUGAAUGGUGUCAACACGCAGGGAGAAAACAUUGCAGACAUUGGAGGGUUUAAGAUAGCUUACCGUGCGUACAAGCGGAGAGCAGAUCGCCUACCGAAACCGGAACCAGUGCUGCCAAACCUGGAGCAGUACAGUAACGAUCAGCUAUUUAUGCUUAAUAUGGCAAAUGUGUGGUGCAGUAUAGUUGGAACGGAUGCUAUGAAGAUGAGAAUUAUCACAGCUGUGCAUUCUCCAGCGGAGUUCAGAGUCAAUGGAGUACUAAAGAAUUUUCCGGAAUUUUCAAAGGCUUUCCAGUGCGGCCCAACGGACCCAAUGAAUCCAAAGAAGAAAUGCUCAAUUUGGUGAUAUCAUUAAGAAAUUAAAAUAUUAGAUACAGCAAAAUGGUGUAAAAUCAUUAUCUGGGCACAUAGCAGUAAUAUAGUAUACCAAAUUGGGUACAAAUCAGUUGGAAGUGUAGAGCGGGAGGAGUGAAAUUGGGAAUUUCCCAAUGAAACAUUACAUUUGAGUGCAGUUUGAGGGGACGAAACCACGCAUCUCUUUGACAAACCAAAGGGCAAGUGGUGCCUUGUGCUCGGCCCAAAACGAGUGAACUCACACACGAGAUUAACUCUAAACCAAGUGGGUGGAAGGAACUUUAGCGGCCGAGACCACGCUAUUCGAAUUUUGCUCAUAGGGGUAUAUUGUAUAGCUUCGGUCAGUCAGACAAAAGACUAGUAAUCAUAGAUCAUAAAACCAUUAUAGACUAUGUCUCUUUGAAACCAGCUUUCAUGUAGUUCCUUGAAAAUUAUUAAUAAAAGUACAAUUUUAAAUAAAUACUGAUCUUACUGUAAAAUAAUAAUUUCUGUUAUGACGGAACAAGUUAUAAAUAUUAUAUGCGGGAAGUGUACCCUACUACAUUAGAUGAACACGUUAUCAAAAUGAGUUAUUUUGAAAUUUAUUAUAAAAUAAGAUAUUGAAACGUGCUUGGAUUAGUUUAUUUAAAAAAUGAGCUACAUAUAGAUUUAAAUGGUUGGAUGAUGAAGCUAGGGCGUUAUCAUACAGUUUGAAAUGGAAUAUUUAAGCUGAUUUUUAGGUUCUGAUAUAUAUUUUAAUAUUUCUAAUUAUAUUGGAUAAAGUAGCCCAUUAGCUUAUGUCAACUCUGUGGGUUUGAGUGAAUUACAGUAAAAGGGAUCAAAACUGUUGUUA
Molecule: messenger RNA, 3045 nt
Organism: Homalodisca vitripennis (glassy-winged sharpshooter)
Lineage: Eukaryota; Metazoa; Arthropoda; Insecta; Hemiptera; Cicadellidae
Product: neprilysin-2-like
Exons: 14
Coding region: 97-2205 (702 amino acids)
Biological process (GO): protein processing
Cellular component (GO): plasma membrane
Molecular function (GO): metalloendopeptidase activity
Source: RefSeq, a predicted model, not a curated record